AUGUACAAGGCUUGAUCCCAUAGGAGAGGUCCUGAAUUCUUCUUGCCAGUUUCUAUAGCAGCAGGAGUUAACAUCAAGGCAAUGCAAAGUGACAACCACACAUUUGUGACCCAUUUCAUCCUGGUUGGCCUUCACCAUCACCCCAAGCUUGGUGUUCCACUUUUCCUCGUCUUCCUUGCCAUCUACCUCCUCACCAUCUCUGGUAAUGGGCUAAUCAUCCUCACUAUACUAGUCGAUGUCCGACUUCAUCGACCCAUGUACUGGUUUCUAUGCCACCUCUCUUUUCUGGACAUGACAAUCUCUUGUGCCAUUGUCCCCAAGAUGCUAGCUGGCUUCCUGUUGAACAGCAAGGUCAUCUCCUUUGGAGGCUGUGUGAUUCAACUCUUCUCUUUCCACUUCUUGGGGUGCACUGAAUGUUUUCUCUAUACCCUCAUGGCUUAUGACCGCUUCCUUGCCAUCUGUAAACCCCUGCAUUAUGCUACCAUCAUGACCCGAAGUGUCUGUAAUUGUCUGGCAUUGGGCACUUGGCUGGGUGGCUCUCUCCAUUCAAUCUUCCAGACUUGCUUCAUGUUCCGUCUACCUUUCUGUGGCCCCAAUCAGGUAGACUACUUCUUCUGUGACAUUCCUGCCAUGCUGCGGCUUGCCUGUGCUGACACUGUCAUCAAUGAACUGGUCACCUUUGUGGACAUUGGUUUCUUGGCCCUCACCUGCUUUGUUCUUAUUCUUACUUCCUAUGGUUACAUUGUAGCUGCCAUCUUACGCAUCCGCUCUGCUGAUGGGCGCCGCAAUGCCUUCUCUACCUGUGCUGCCCACCUCACUGUUGUCAUUGUCUACUAUGUGCCCUGUACUUUCAUCUAUCUGCGGCCUGGAUCCCAAGAGCCACUGGAUGGGGUAGUGGCUGUUUUUUAUACUGUCAUUACACCUCUACUCAAUCCCAUUAUCUACACACUUCGUAACAAGGAGAUGAAGUCAGCAUUAUGGAGGCUGGGGGGGCAUAGGGAAGUGCAGCCCCAUUGA
Dromiciops gliroides (monito del monte) is the source of this 1017-nucleotide messenger RNA. Its product is annotated as olfactory receptor 10G6. Gene Ontology annotation, cellular component: membrane. The transcript has a single exon. The record is from RefSeq and is a predicted model, not a curated record. NCBI's taxonomy places the organism in Eukaryota, Metazoa, Chordata, Mammalia, Microbiotheria, Microbiotheriidae. Gene Ontology annotation, biological process: G protein-coupled receptor signaling pathway. Gene Ontology annotation, molecular function: olfactory receptor activity; G protein-coupled receptor activity.